Molecule: messenger RNA, 1185 nt
Organism: Ctenocephalides felis (cat flea)
Lineage: Eukaryota; Metazoa; Arthropoda; Insecta; Siphonaptera; Pulicidae
Product: V-type proton ATPase subunit D 1
Exons: 5
Coding region: 101-841 (246 amino acids)
Cellular component (GO): proton-transporting V-type ATPase complex
Molecular function (GO): proton-transporting ATPase activity, rotational mechanism
Source: RefSeq, a predicted model, not a curated record
CGUCACUGCCCCGUACAUAAUCACAAGAUACAGUGUUAAAUGUCAGCUGACUUAAAAAUUAUUUUGUGAACAAUUUGCGUGAAACAAUAAUUUUGCAAAUAUGUCAGGAAAGGACAGGCUCCCAAUUUUUCCCUCUAGAGGAGCACAAAUGUUGAUGAAGUCUCGGCUUGCUGGAGCUCAAAAAGGUCAUGGAUUACUUAAAAAGAAAGCAGAUGCUUUACAAAUGCGAUUCAGGAUGAUUUUAAAUAAAAUUAUUGAGACAAAAACUUUAAUGGGUGAAGUGAUGAAAGAGGCUGCAUUCUCCCUUGCUGAGGCUAAGUUUGCCACUGGAGAUUUCAAUCAAGUUGUGCUUCAGAAUGUAACAAAGGCGCAAAUAAAAAUUCGCACUAAGAAAGACAAUGUAGCUGGUGUGACUUUGCCUGUAUUUGAAUCUUAUCAAGAUGGAUCCGAUACAUAUGAGCUGGCUGGUUUGGCAAGGGGAGGACAACAACUUACAAAACUUAAGAAGAAUUAUCAAAGUGCAGUCAAGUUACUUGUAGAACUUGCAUCUUUACAAACAUCCUUUGUUACUUUGGACGAAGUGAUCAAGAUCACAAAUAGAAGAGUAAACGCAAUUGAACAUGUGAUCAUUCCUCGAAUUGAGCGCACUCUGGCAUACAUUAUAUCUGAAUUGGAUGAACUCGAAAGAGAAGAAUUUUAUCGUCUUAAGAAAAUUCAAGAUAAGAAACGGAUUGCUAGAUCAAAAGCCGAAAAGGCUAAAGCAGAUCUGCUCGAACAAGGAACGGAUGUCAGAGAUGUUGCAAAUAUAUUAGAUGAAGGUGAUGAUGAUUUACUUUUCUAAAAAUUUUGCAUAACUCAAGAUCGUUAACAAAGUUUGAAGGAGUAUUGUAUAUCAAUUUUUUGAUAAUGUACUCUUUACAAUGUUAAAAAUGUAUAAGCUAUUGAUUAAAAUGUACAUGAACGUAUAUUAUAUUGAGUGGCAAUAAUUUAAUUCAUGCAAAUCAUAAUGAUAAAUUUGUAAUUGUUUAAUUUCAAGAAAUUGUAAUAUUGUAAUUCAUGUAAAUAAUUGAUUGCAUUCCAAAAUGUUUUUAUUUUUGUUUUUAUUUUAAUAGUUUUAUUUAAAAUGUUGUUGUUGUAUUAUAUAUUCAGUAUUUUAAAAAAUAAUAAAUUUACUCCCGUUGCUAA